Molecule: messenger RNA, 3712 nt
Organism: Acanthopagrus latus (yellowfin seabream)
Lineage: Eukaryota; Metazoa; Chordata; Actinopteri; Spariformes; Sparidae
Gene: lrrc8c
Product: leucine rich repeat containing 8 VRAC subunit C
Exons: 3
Coding region: 144-2534 (796 amino acids)
Molecular function (GO): protein binding
Source: RefSeq, a predicted model, not a curated record
GAAGGUUUCAGCGGACACACACAGUGGAAAAAGAAGAAGAAGGGGGGACCCGCACAUCAUGAUCCGAGACCUCAUCAUCGCGUGAAGGAGCCGAGCAGUCCAGAUCCUCGAGUCCAGCUCUCAGCUCUCAGCUCUGAGGCAUCAUGAUUCCUGUGAUGGAAUUCCGGCAGUUCUCUGAACAGCAGCCUGCGUUCAGAGUCCUGAAGCCGUGGUGGGACGUGUUCGCCGACUACCUGUCUGUCAUCAUGCUCAUGAUUGGCGUCUUUGGAUGCACGCUGCAGGUAAUGCAAGAUAAGAUCAUAUGCCUCCCUCAGAGAAUGUCACCGCCUUCAGAGAACUCAAGCGACAUGGAAGUGAAGUCCCUGUCACACCUGCAGCCCAACAUCUCAGCGGUGCCAAGAGAGAUGACAGGUCGGAAAAACGAUCUGGACCUCCAACAGUACAGUUUCAUCAAUCAGAUGUGUUAUGAGAGGGCUCUGCAUUGGUAUGCCAAGUACUUUCCUUAUUUGGUUCUUAUACACACUCUUGUCUUCAUGGUGUGCAGCAACUUCUGGUUCAAAUUCCCCGGCUCGAGCUCUAAAAUAGAGCAUUUUAUCUCUAUGCUUGGCAAGUGUUUUGACUCUCCCUGGACAACGCGAGCUUUGUCAGAGGUAUCUGGAGAAAAUACUGAAGAAAAGGACGAUAAGAAGAGCGGCCCGUCCAGGUCCAACAUCACUAUGUCUCCUGGAGAGGGAAGUUUCGAGAAGACGCAGUCACUCCGAUCGAUCCCGGAAAAGAUAGUUGUAGCCGAAAAGCCAUCGGCAAGUGUUCUUGAUAAAAAAGAAGGUGAACAAGCUAAAGCUCUUUUUGAAAAGGUGAAGAAGUUCCGUUUGCACGUCGAGGAGGGCGACAUCCUGUAUGUUAUGUAUGUUCGGCAGACCAUGUUCAAGGUGUUUAAAUUCCUCCUGAUCAUUGCCUAUAACAGCUUUCUUGUGAAUGCAGUGCAGAACAAAGUGGACUGCAAUGUCGAGAUCCAGGAAAUGACAGGCUACAAACACUUCUUGUGUAAUCACACCAUGGCUCACCUAUUUUCUAAGCUUUCUUACUGCUACCUGUGUUUGGUGGUGGUCUACGGAUUAACAAGCCUCUACACCUCUUACUGGCUGUUUUACUGCUCACUGAAAGAAUACUCCUUUGAGUACGUGCGACAGGAAACAGGCAUCAGUGACAUCCCAGACGUCAAGAACGACUUUGCUUUCAUGCUACACUUGAUUGAUCAGUACGACCCGCUGUAUUCCAAACGAUUCGCAGUUUUUCUCUCCGAGGUCAGUGAGAACAAGUUGAAGCAGCUCAACCUCAACCACGAGUGGACUGCUGAGAAACUGCGUCAGAGACUCCAGACUAACGCCAACAACAGACUGGAGCUUCAGCUGUUCAUGCUCCCCGGGCUGCCCGACACUGUCUUUGAGUUGACUGAGCUGGAGUCACUCAAGCUCGAGAUCAUCAACAAUGUCACCAUCCCUGCCUCUCUGUCUCAGCUGGAGCACCUUCAGGAGCUGUCACUUUACCAAUGCUCUUUAAAGUUGCACACAGCAGCUACCUCCUUCCUCAAAGAGAACCUGAAAGUGCUUCGUGUGAAGUUUGACGACCACAGGGAACUUCCGAACUGGAUGUUCGGCCUUCGCAACUUAGAGGAGCUCUAUCUCACUGGAUCUCUUAUCCCCGAUGCCUCCAAAAAUACAGUUUUUGAGUCACUGCGGGAGAUGAAGUGUUUGAAAAUGCUCUCCCUCAAGACUAAUUUGACCAAGAUACCCCAGUCCAUAGUGGAUGUUUCAAGCCACCUGCAGCGACUGUACUUACACAAUGAUGGCACAAAGCUAGUUAUGCUCAACAACCUGAAAAAGAUGUCCAAUCUGAUCGAGCUCGAGCUGGUGCGAUGUGAUCUCGAGCGCAUCCCGCACGCGAUCUUCAGCCUGACGAAUCUGCAAGAGAUUGACCUGAAAGAGAACAACCUCCACUCAAUAGAGGAGAUUAUCAGCUUCCAGCAUCUUCGAAAGCUCACCUGCCUUAAACUUUGGUACAACGGUAUCAUGUACAUCCCAGAGCAUAUCAAGAAGCUUGGCAGCUUAGAGCGCCUCUACUUCAGCCACAACAAGAUCGAGAUUUUGCCUUCGCACCUGUUUCUGUGCAACAAGCUGCGCUACCUGGACCUGUCCAACAACGACAUCCGGUUCAUCCCUCCGGAAAUCGGAGUCCUGCAGAGUCUACAGUAUUUCUCCGUCACCUGUAACAAACUGGAAAAUCUACCAGACGAGCUCUUCUUCUGCAAAAAGCUUAAAACACUAAAGCUCGGCAGAAACUCUCUGUCCAUUCUCUCACCAAAGAUAUCCUACCUUGCUCUGUUGACAUAUUUGGACCUCAAAGGGAACCACUUUGAGCAUCUGCCACAAGAGCUCGGUUGCUGUCGUGCUUUGAAGCGCAGUGGCCUUAUAGUGGAAGAGACACUGUUUGAAACUCUGCCUUCAGAUGUCAGGGACCAAAUGAAGGCCGAGUGAACUGCCUUACUGUAGCCACAGUGCCUGCUGUAUGUUCUGUCUACCAAUGCAGAGCAUUUGUUUUGUAUGAAGUCAUUACCAUACUUAGGUAUUAUACUACUGUUAAAUAAGUUAAGAGCUAUUUUGUUCAGUUUCCUUAAAGGAGGGAAUUGUAUUGUUACAUGUGUUAGAGUGUGCUCCGACCGCAGAGCUCGCUGUGUUAUUAAGUUCUUAAGUUCUUGUUAUUAAGACAUAAUAUGUUCACUUUGUUGCUGAGAGUUACAUGAAAGGAUUUAUAUUAGUCUCAGAUCUGUAUGUUUAGGUGUAAUUUGUAAAAGCUAGCUCCAAAACUCAACGUAGGCAACGAGGCUCCCUUUGGACUAUCUCCUCUUGUGGUACAGAAGGGUAAAACAAGAAAGGACAGGGCGGGGGCUUACGGGUUAGAACGCACACAGUACAUAGACAUCUUUUACACAACGUCAACGCUGUUGUUUAUCACACUCUGUUGAUAAUGUUAGUUUAUUUUUUUAAUGUUUUAAACUGAGAUUAUGGCCAUAUCUUACGCAUUGCUCCUUUAAAAUCUGACUUAGCACAUGAUAAGCUUAGCUUAGCUUAGCACAAAGACCGGAAACAGGAAGAAACAUCUUGCCUGGCUCUGCCCAUAGGUGAAAAAAAAAAAAACAUACCUACCAGCACCUCUAAAGUUGGUUGGUUGCUGGUUGACAGACACUGGUCAACAUAGCACAGGGCCAAGCUACAGUAGCUGUUUCCCCUGGCUUCAAGUAUUUAUGCUAAGCUAACUGUCUGCUGGUUGUAGCUUUAUAUUUUGCUUGGAGACAUGAAAGUGAUACUAAUCUUCUCAUCAUACUCUCAGUAAAAAGAUAAUACUCGUAUUUUCCAGAAUAUCCAACUUAUUUUUAAGCACAUUUCUUGUCACUGCUACAUAAAAAAAACAAAAACAUUUGAGUGCUGAAUGUAAAUCUAAACUAAAGACCUCACUGAAAUGUAGGCCAGAGGCCUUAUAUAUGCUGUAUUUUAUAUAUUUUAUGUUGCUGUAAUGAAGCGUUUUGUUUUAAUCAAGAGAAAGUUAGUUUGUAUAGACCGCAGCAGGGAAAAUGCAAAAAACAAUAUAUCAUAAUCAUAACUCUGUAACAGACAGAUGACAUUUCAAAGUGCAUUAAACUUGAGGGACUAUGCCA